GAUAUUUGAAAAAUGUUUUACACAAUUCAAGCUUUAUAAUCAUAAAAUGAUUUGAAUUUUAAAAGAAAUAAUAUUUCAAUUGCUUUAAUCUUAUAUGGAUAUGGAGGUUCAAGAAUCAAAAUAUUCUCUUGAGUUUGAAAACUAUGAAUAUACUCUUCGUGGAAAUUUAUUAAGGUAUUUCAACACAAGGUGUUUAGCAAACGUAACGUUAAUUUGUAAUGGGGAGGCUAUUACGGCCCAUCAAGUGGUAUUGUCUGCAUGUAGUCAAUUUUUUGAAAAUAUUUUAAUAGCUCGGACAGAGCCUCACCCUGUUAUUGUUUUUUUUGAUAUUCCAAAAAACCAUAUGGAACUCUUAUUGGAAUUCAUGUAUAAGGGCCAAAUAAGUGUCUCAAAGAGCCUUCUUCCUUUACUUCUAACAAGUGCAAAAAAGUUGCAAGUACGGGGUCUGAACUGUGAGAAGUUUAAUAAUAAUCCACAGAUAAAUUCAGAAGGAGAAAUGUACGAGACUGACACAACACAAAAUUCAUCUUCUGUCUUAAUAGAAACGUUAAGACAAAACAUCGUUCGAAAAGUUCAGAAUAUUGAGGGCCAAGGUUUGGAUAAUGAAGAGUCACCAAACUGGUUAUCAUCGUCAACUCCAAAGAAAAGAGAAGAACGUGGGAAGAAAAUUAUAAACACCUUUGCUGUGAGGUCCCAAAGUAUCAAUGACAGCGACUCGACCAUAUACGAUUUUAACCCGUGUGAAUCAGGACCAUCAAAAAAUAAUUUCAAUGAACACACAGCAAUAUAGAAAUCACUUGAUAACAUCUCGAGUAUUGUGGUUACUACCAAUACACAACCUAGUGAUGGUAAUUACGAUAAGCAAAACAGUACAAAAACGCAGUAGGACAGCAAAGACAAUUUUAAAUAGAGACAAUAGCAAAGUGUUUAGUUUAGAACGUGUCGAAGAACCUUCUGUCCGUUACCAUGAUUAGAAUAAGCUUUUUUAUGGAAAUAUUGAUUUUAUUUAUACACGGAACUAAUUAGCUUCAUUGUGUGUUAUAAUAAAUACUUUAUAAAUUA
Anoplophora glabripennis (Asian longhorned beetle) is the source of this 1062-nucleotide messenger RNA. Its product is annotated as sex determination protein fruitless-like. NCBI's taxonomy places the organism in Eukaryota, Metazoa, Arthropoda, Insecta, Coleoptera, Cerambycidae. Gene Ontology annotation, biological process: regulation of transcription by RNA polymerase II. Bases 95 to 790 code for a protein of 231 amino acids. The transcript is spliced from 4 exons. The record is from RefSeq and is a predicted model, not a curated record. Gene Ontology annotation, cellular component: nucleus. Gene Ontology annotation, molecular function: protein binding.